UAUCUGCGGGACACUGGCCUCCACUUCCCCAUAGAUCCGGGCGCCAGCGCUUCGGUGGGAGGAAUGGCCGCUACGGGCGCUUCCGGUACUAAUGCCGUCGCUUUUGGGACAAUGAAACAGAAUGUUCUCAAUCUGGAAGUGGUUUUACCCGAUGGUCGGGUGACCCACACCUCUGGCCAAUCGUGUCGAUCGCGUAAAUCGUCGGCCGGCUAUGACUUGACCUCAUUGUUUGUGGGCAGCGAAGGAACGCUGGGAACCAUUACUGAACUCAGUCUCAAACUGAGCGCAAUUCCCGAAUGUGUGUCGUCUGGUGUCUGUACUUUUCCCGACGACAAGUCGGCCAUCGAUUCGGUGAUCGAAACUCUGCAGUCGAGUAUACCUGUGGCCAGAGUUGAGUACUUGGACUCCGUAUCGAUCAGCGCCUGUCGUUCGUACAGCAAAGUCACUGAUCUGGAGGUGAGUCCCACUCUAUUCCUCGAGUUCACGGGCGCCACAGACGAAGAGGUGGAGCGCCGGGCAGACAGUGUCCGACAGAUAGUUGAGUCUAAUGGCGGCACAAACUUCCGGUGCUCUACAGACCCGACACAACGGAAACAGCUGUGGAAAGCGCGCCACGAAUUGUACUACUCGUGCAGAUCCCUAAUACCCGACCCUCUGGUCAUUAUAACCGACGUUUGUGUCCCGAUAUCGCGAUUGACUGAAAUGAUAGUCCGGGCGAAAGCAUUGAUAGCGCGGGAAGGAGUGUUGGGUCCGGUGUUUGGACACGUGGGCGACGGAAACUUCCACAGCCUUCUGAUUGUUCCGCGCAGUGAUGACCAGGCGUUGGCGCGCGUGAAAGCCGUGGCCACAGAAAUGGCCGAAAUAGCACUGGAAUUGUGCGGCACGUGUACGGGAGAGCACGGCAUAGGCAGAGGCAAA
Molecule: messenger RNA, 918 nt
Organism: Medioppia subpectinata
Lineage: Eukaryota; Metazoa; Arthropoda; Arachnida; Sarcoptiformes; Oppiidae
Source: the annotation of a GenBank genome assembly